AUGAGCGGGACAGAAGAGAAGGACGGCCUGGGAGAAGCCGCAGGCUGGUCGACACCGCCGGCACUCCUCACGCCGACGGCUCCUGAGAAAACCGCCAACGCUCGCAACAAAGCCAACCACCGGACAGUGUGGCCGUACGGCAACUACCGAUCCUAUUACUCCUUCAGACCCGCGGCAAGUUCGAGCACAGAAGCUGCACCCUCAGCCGAGUCCCUUAACGGCCGGCUCGCUCUCCUCGACCGCCAACUCUUCGCCAACAAACACCUGCUCGACGUCGGCACCAACUCGGGCAAGAUCGCGUUCGAUGCGCUGCGGCAUAUGGGCGCAGCGAGCGUCGUCGGCGUUGACAUCGACCCUCUCCUGAUCGAAGACGCUUGGCGGAUAGCAGGCGAGCUGGGCCUCGAAAAGGGCGACGACCGCCUCGAAUUUCUCGCCGCGAACGUGAUGGACGAAGGGUGGCUCGAUGACUUCGUUGCGAGCGGGACCCGACAAGUCGACGUUAUCACCCUCUUCUCGAUCACGAAAUGGCUGCACCUCCAUCAUGGCGACGCUGGCAUGACUCGGCUCUUUCGGUCGCUUCAUGAGGUCCUUCCGGCAGGAGGAGUGGUGAUCAUCGAGCCGCAAGAAUGGGACAACUACAAGCGCGCGGUCAAGCGGAACAAGAAUUUGCGCGAGACGUUCAAGGCCAUCAAGCUACGACCACCCUUCGAGGACGAGAUGCGAGAAGCGGGCUUCCAGCUUGAGCAGCGGAUAGAGCGGGAGGAGGGAGGGUUCAGUAGGCCGCUGCUUGUAUGGCGGAAGAUCAAUUGA
Messenger RNA from Rhodotorula toruloides NP11, 810 nucleotides. RefSeq names its product ribosomal L11 methyltransferase, PrmA. NCBI's taxonomy places the organism in Eukaryota, Fungi, Basidiomycota, Microbotryomycetes, Sporidiobolales, Sporidiobolaceae. Gene Ontology annotation, molecular function: snRNA binding; O-methyltransferase activity; RNA methyltransferase activity. The record is from RefSeq and is a predicted model, not a curated record. Gene Ontology annotation, biological process: snRNA modification. The coding region runs from base 1 to 810 and encodes 269 amino acids. The transcript has 3 exons.